AUGAGUUCUGACUAUUCUCAACAAUAUGAGGACUUUAUAGCGGCGCUAGAAAGGCUCUUCCACAUAAAAUCUAAUGAGCCCAUCGAAGAUAUGUGUAAUACAAUUACAAAUACUUUGAUUUCGAAAUAUCAUCUUUCCAUCAAGCAUAUUACAAAGUUAAUUCGUGAAGCAAUUAGAUAUAAUUAUGCAUCUGGUGCAAAUUACUUCAAAAUACUCAAACAUAUCGGCGCCGAUUUCUCAUUUUGGGAUUUCGAAUUUGAAAAGGAAGAUUCGAUCGAAUAUAUAGUUAUGCAUGAUCAAAUUGAUAAGUUCAAGGAAUACACAGUUCAGCAUUCAAUAUCUGAUGAUGAAGAUUUUCUCAAAGUUCCUAAUUUCGAUAUUGAUGCUUUCGUACAAGGUAUUAAUGUAAAGUUAACACUAAUCGAAGCUUGUGCUUACUUUGGAUCAGUUAACAUAUUUUAUUUCUUAAUUUCAAAUGAUAUUAGUAAAAUAACUGAAAACUGUCUUAACUACGCAGUAAUUGGAGGAAAUCAAGACAUCAUCAACAAAUGCUUGAAAGAAAAUAAAAUGGACAUUAAUUGUCUCAGGAGUAUUAUAAGAACACAAUCAUAA
This is a messenger RNA of Trichomonas vaginalis G3, 612 nucleotides long. Its product is annotated as protein ubiquitination. The record is from RefSeq and is a predicted model, not a curated record. Lineage: Eukaryota; Parabasalia; Trichomonadida; Trichomonadidae. The coding region runs from base 1 to 612 and encodes 203 amino acids. The transcript has a single exon.